This is a messenger RNA of Ixodes scapularis (black-legged tick), 6465 nucleotides long. Its product is annotated as selenocysteine lyase. The transcript has 13 exons. Lineage: Eukaryota; Metazoa; Arthropoda; Arachnida; Ixodida; Ixodidae. The record is from RefSeq and is a predicted model, not a curated record. The coding region runs from base 1054 to 2286 and encodes 410 amino acids.
GGACGCCGGCGGCUUGGAUCCCCGCUGGGGCGUCGAGCUCGACGAAGCUGACUUCGUCACCCAGGCUCCAAGAUGUGGUGCGCCAGCUGAGCUGGUCUUCCGCCACCGCCGUGAUGAGGUGUUGUCCCGAGUGCUGUUGCAUGUGGUCAUAGCGGCGGGUCCAGUCCACCUCGAGUGCGACUUCCUCCCCUACGGUGAACGGGGAAUGAACGAAGUGGAUCGCAUGGCCGUUCUUUCGGAACACACGCAGCACCGGCACUCCGUUCGCCGUGCCGCGGUCGUCGGGCUGGCCCCCACCCUCGGGGAAGAGCACGGUAUCUUCGAGUACGAGCUCGUAACCUGCCUGCUUUUCUUUCUUACCGUUGGUUAGGACUUCAAGGAAGGCCGCGUCGCACUUAACGACCUUUGUUUUAAGGUGCUGCAAGUAACUGUCCUUCUGACAGGCGAAAAUCAUCUUCGAAGCGGGUUUAAACGUGGUGAUAGAUUGUUAAUUUGCCCAAAACUUCCAAAACGACCUAAAACAAAAUGUGGAUUGGAUAGCGUUGGAUCCGGCUGACAUAGAGAAACUAGACGUAAAAGUAAAUAUGAUAGAUUGGUAAUCCUCGUAAACCUCCAGGUACAAAAAUAUAACGCAUCGACAAAAUGUAAUAUAUUCUAAAUUAAAUUUUUAAAUCCUUAUUACAUAAUCUCAAGGGGAAUUAAAUUUCGCGAUACAAUUUUGAUUGAUAACGUUCGCCUUCUGGCGUCGUGCCAGCCGCACUGGCCGCGCUGGCCGCACAGGCACAGGCGCGCGCGAAGAUCGUACGAAGUGCCGCUGGUGCCGCGUGUCACGCUGUUCGUGCCUCGGAUGCCUCGGACGAGCGGACAUUUAUCAAGAGCGGCAUCUUAUUCAUCUCAGUUCGCGACGCUGUGAUACGACGGACACACCCGGAUUCGCGUAAGGGGCAAUCAUUCACGCGAUAAAACGACCGCUCUCGAGGUGUCCUGCAGCGCCUCUUUUUAUUCGCGGUAUCUCUCUUGGGUCGUCGCUCCGCGCACUCCAUCGAGCGAGCAAUGGAAACCGAAAACAACCACGGCAAAGUAGUGUACCUGGAUUACAAUGCCACGACGCCAACAGCAGUCGAAGUCCAAGUCUCCAUUUGUGACGCCUUGAAGAAUGCUUGGGGAAAUCCUACGAGUUCGCAUGCUGCCGGGGAUGCAGCACGAAAGCUUACUGACAAAGCUCGCAGCGAUGUUGCAACCAUCAUUGGAGGUAAACCACAGGAAAUUGUGUUCACUUCUGGAGGCACUGAGAGCAACAACAUGAUUGUGCAUUCGUCAGUGAGGCACUUCAAGGAAGUCAAGCACAACUAUGCCGCACUGGCACACUACGACAUCCCUCACUGCAUUACGACUAAUGUGGAACACAAGUCUGUUUUGUUGCCUCUGAAAUACCUGAAAGAAAAUGGGAACACGGACCUCACAAUCGUUCCGGUUUCCAAGUCCUCCGGGAGCGUCAUUGCCGAGGACAUCAUAUCGGCUAUUCGGCCUCAUACCAUUUUUAUAAGUGUGAUGUUGGCUCAGAAUGAAACCGGAAUCUUACAGCCAGUUGGAGACAUAGGAGCUUUACUGGAAGAGGUCAACAGGGAGCGGAAGAAGGAGAGUCUUCCCGAAAUCCUCUUCCACACAGACGCUGCACAAGCAAUUGGAAAAGUGAAGAUUGACGUCGACGCCCUUAAAGUGGACUACCUUUCGAUUGCUGGGCAUAAGUUUUACGGGCCUCGCAGUGGGGCGCUGUACUUUAGGGAAACCAAGCCGUUGUACCCCUUCAUUCUGGGGGCUGGCCAAGAGAGGGGCUACAGGUCAGGCACACCAAAUGUCUGCAUGAUCGCUGGACUUGGCACUGCAGCAUCCCUGGUCAUAAAAGGCCUUGAUGGCUUUCAGCGCAGCAUGAGAGAAUCCAGGGACUACUUGGAAAAGAAGCUUCAGGAUGCUUUUGGCUCCAAGGUUUCCUUCAACCAUCGGAAAGGAGCAGCUGCCCUGCCUAACACUUGCAGUGUCUCAUUCAAAGGCAUGAAUGGUCCAAACAUUCUUUGCAAGGCGAAAUUCGUACAAGCGAGCACUGGAGCAGCUUGCCAUCACACUGCCGAGCCGUCGGAAGUUCUGCUCAACUCGGGAGUUCCCGCAGACAGCGCCCGUGGCACACUACGGCUUAGCGUCGGGAGGAACACCAGCCACGCCGACAUUGACCUUGCAGUGAGGCAUCUCCAAGAUGCUGUGGCUUUACUGCAGAAACCUGGCAACUAAACAUGGAGUUGCGGUACCAUGGCUACUUUACCCCGCCAAUGUUGUCACCACAAUUUUUUUUUUUUUUUUGACAUGCACAUUCAAGUAGAUUUUUAUUUGCAUUUAUUUUGUUUUUGAGCCAUUCGGGUUGAGAUGUAGCUUAGACAAACUUUGGCUAGGUCUUUUGGGGUGGUCUUAGAUGAUAAACAAGCUUAUUUUUGUUUUAAUUUCACUCGGUUUGUUUUGCACCAAUUCAGUUUACGCACUGUGUUUCCGCUAGUGAAUACUUUAAAUAAAAAUAAUACUGACUUAAAAAAGAUGUUUUUCUCUUGAACGCAUAAUUUUCUCAGUGCCACAGUGAUAUAGAAUAAAUGGUAUGCACAAAUGAAGUACAAUCUUUUUUUAAGUUGUCUCCAUCUAUUCAACUUCUUGUGCAAAAAUGUUAAUUUGGAGCUCUACUUAAUUGUGGCAUUGAUAUUGUGAGACAGGGACAGUUUGGUCAGAUUAUUUUCUACUACUUAAAGGGGCCCUGCAAUCAUAUUUAAGCGUCUACCUUUUUUGCGGUUUCCACGUCUCUUGGGGUUCGGGCAAGCCAGCGGGCACGGAGAGAAUAACUAAAUAUCAGUGCGUCAUAUUUUAACCGGACGACGCGGAAACCUCCUCCAACGACGAGGGCGACCCGCGGUACCGAAAACGUGCAAAAUGUGACGUCUUUGGUCCUGGGCUUACUACUGGUCAGAGCGGCUAGAAGGUUCUUUUUAGUCGAAAUACGAAAUAUAAGUGGCGCGAACCGUUUCAGUUAUUUAUAAAAGUAGUUUUUGUUCAGUAUUUUAGAUAAAAAAAAGAAACGAAUGCAGUUCAUAAAGUAUGGGAACAAGAAACGACCCGUCGACAUACCCGCCACCAAGCGGUGGAAAAGGCGGCGCGUACUAGAAAGGAAUAGUGGGAUCGGGCGCCGGCACGGAAAGGCCCCGGACGUACGCGGCGGCGCUGCAGUCGUAUGGCCAGGAGGAUCCGACCAGCUAGGAGCGUUCCGAAGGCCUUCGGCGAGAAGCUUUGUCUUGUGGUUUGGCCGUUUCGCGGUAUUGCAGCGCAAAGUAUAGCUCCCAUUCUGAACUGGUCUUUACCCCGUGUUUGCUGUCGUUUGUGGCCAAUGAAGUGUCAUGCCGAAUUAGUAUUUAAUCGUGCAGCAAAUGCAAUGAGAGCCGCUCUGGCUGCCCGCUGCAUACAGCCUAUCCAGAACAAGCUUUAAUGUCGCCCUCUCGCACCGUCGACACGGAGUGCGGCAGCCGUGAGCGCUCGAUGAGCUCACUACUUCUCCUCUAGUUCACGGCCACUCUCAAACGACCAAGGACGUCACGAGGGAGGUUAUUUUUUGCUUGUUUUUGUAAUUUUAAUUUGCCUAUAACUUUUAAAUUAAAGGGAAUUUCGAGAAAAGAAAAGUUUCACUAAGUUACUACGUUCAGUGCGCUCAGAUUAGGUGCAAAUUAAAAAUUAGUAAAAAAGUCAUUGCAGGGCCCCUUUAAGGCCUCUAUAUUUUCUCUUGGAUAAGCUCAUUUGUGAGUUUUCUAAAGUUGUUGAUUUAGUGGUUGUUCUUUUGAGACAUUCAAGUUGGGCAGAGGGAGCGCAAUGAGUGCUGAGAAAAACUGGCUAAAAGUGCAAUCCACAUGGUACAAAGGGCAUUCGUAAAGUUUGUAUUAUAUGCGCCAAAAGUUUUAAAAAGGGGAACAGAAGAGGCAUCAGCGCAAGCGUGCAAACGCUGCUAGGGCGUUGAAAUAAAAAUAGCACUGCUCAUCGAGAAGGUCGAUGCAUGCACUCAUCUGUUUUCUUAUUUGAAGGGAAGUAAUGCCAAGGAGGUUCAUUUCAAGCUGGUGGCGGUGUUUGAGGACAACGCCCCAGUUUAUAACACUGAGGUUAAAAGGUGCAGAUGUUUCCAGGGUGGCUAAACAAGCCUGAAAGCAUUUUGAGGACGACGACCAAGUGAUUGCUGAAGUGGAGCGAAUUCUGAACACUCAAAAUGGGGAGUUCUAUAAGGAUAGCCUUCGGCAGGUUGUGUAUUGCUGGCAAAAGUGUGCGACUUUUGAGUGGCGAAUACAUAGAGAAAGACUUGAACUCGUACCCAAAUUUCAUUGCUGAAUUUUUCUUCCCUCAUGACAAUAAUACAAACUUCAUAAAUGCCCCUCGUAUAAAAUUAUGAAUUAUGUGUUGUGAAUUAUAUGUGCAAUAUCAUUAUCAUUUGUGUUUUUAUAGCACAUACAAACGGGUACUAGUGCAUUGGAAUGUCCUAAUCUGACAUCUUUUUAUUAUUUUAACAGCCUAUCUUUUGUUACAGCCUUAAUGCUCAUCGAGCAUUUGUGAAAUUGUUCUGAUUUGGGAGAGAUGGAGAGAGAAAAACCCUUUAUUCAGCCGCCCAUGUCCGGGCAGAGGUUACUAGAGGGCGAGGCCUUCCGAGGGCCUUGGCAGGUUAAGUCGGAGCUUGGGGGAGUGUUGGCGAGGUCAAGGGGUCUCGCACAUGGGAGAUGUGCAGCGCUAGGCGAAACCAGAGGACAGGGCGGGUCUGCAUUUGAGACAUCUUCCAUAGGAUCAAAGUGAGGGAGCAUAUAUCUUUUGGUCAAUCCACGUGGUGUUUUGGAAAUUUAUAUGGGGUUACGAUAAGCUGCACAAUAUUUUUCCCAAAAUGUCAGCUUGAGCUCAUCGUUGCAUCAGAGUUCUCUGUGCAACGCAACAAAAGUUGACAACUUCAUUUGUCAACAUCUGCCGUGAGCAGCAAGCUUCUUUCAAUCUACAAAAAAUAUCUUGUUACGUGGUAAAUUUUUGUCUUGAGUAUCUAUGUUUGCUUGCGAGCAGAUUUGCUGCAUUUAUGUUGAGCGACCAAUCAACCAGCAAAAAACCUCAAUGUCUGAGAGCGUGUGCUCUUGACACGUGUGAAGACAUGUAAGAAACAGUGCGUCCGUUACCAUUGAGUGCCUUCUCAAUAAAACAAUGUGUAGAUUGAUGUACUUCCUCGUGUUCUCGAUUUUUUUACUGGCCCACAUCAUUAUGUGCAAACCAGAUUUUGAUCCUCCUUCUAAAAACUUGGAUGACCUGUCUUAGGGAAUCCCUAAUCUCAAUACGGCUUUUGUACGUCUUCUGUGCUCUUCGAGUUUAAAGUAUGUCAGCUGUAUCUCCUGUUCUUGGAUGGUAACUUGAUGGUACAAUUAUUUAUUUGAUUCACGGUGCUAAGAACCCUUCGGUGUGCUGACUGCACAAGAGAGGUAAAUGACAACUUAGCUAUUGCAAUUAGCUAUUGUAAUUAGCUAUUGGAAAUUGCUUUGACAUUGCUCGUCCCUUCGGAAUUUGAUGUUGAAAGAAGCAUGUAUUUAUUUACGCAUAUUUCAGUGCCUUCGAGGCCGAGAGAAUGUUUCACAAGUGAAUAGUGGUGUAAAGAAAAGAUACAUCAAAUUGGUAUUAAUAAAAGAAAAAAAAUGAAAUGCAGGUUAUGGAAUUUGAAAGCUGACAAAUUGGUUAUUGUGGCGAUAGAAAUGGCUAGUUUUUUAUCUAUGCUAGUUUUAUCAAUAAAUGAAUAAAAAAUGGUUAGUGCAACAGCCAGAACACCUUUUUGUGGCGGUGGACAAGGUUAUGCCAUUGAAAUAAUGGUAUUAUAUAUGUCCAAAAACACCGUAUUGUCUAUGUUUUCUGGGCAUUAAACAGUGUGUUUAGUAUUGAGUAUGUUACGAAGGUCAAUGCAAAAUGCUGGAGAAGUGUUAAACGUGAUGAUGUGAAUGGUUGAUGUGAAUAUCUGUGCAGAUCGCUUCUGAGCAAAUGGCGAUUAGGACACCUCCCGGUCUGGCACCACAAUCGCAUCAACAGGUGCUAAAGGACUUUACAGACUCCUUUAGCAUUGUUAGAAAUCUUAGCAAAGAGCCAGGUUUUUGUUGAUAUAUUGACAUGGUAUUUGGCAUGUGGCGCCAUCCGGCAUCGGAAGGACGAAGGAGAGUGGGAAGGAGAGCUGCGUGGCGAGAGAGAAGUUCAUUGAGAGCAACUUUCGGACAACUUCUAACCAGUUCGUAAUCCUUGUAAUCCGUUUAUUAAACCCUUUAAACUGUUACAUUCGGCAGUCAAUUCAAUCAGCAAGAGUCAACAAUGCAAUAAGCGAAGACAGUUGGUUACAUUCAUUCACAUAACACCGUCAAUGUUUGACAAAAGAAAAUAAACCUUGGG